Messenger RNA from Drosophila santomea, 301 nucleotides. RefSeq names its product bomanin Short 3-like. The coding region runs from base 77 to 256 and encodes 59 amino acids. The transcript has 3 exons. The record is from RefSeq and is a predicted model, not a curated record. Gene Ontology annotation, biological process: defense response. NCBI's taxonomy places the organism in Eukaryota, Metazoa, Arthropoda, Insecta, Diptera, Drosophilidae.
CGUCAGAGCAUAAAUACUGGGUCAGACGGACAAUAGCAUCAGUUCAGUUUGCAACUCUAGUCUAGCUACUUCGAAGAUGAAAUUCCUUUUGGCUGCCUUCCUGCUCGGCCUUUUGGCUCUGACCAUAGCAAAUCCUCUGGCACCCGAACCCGACGUAAUUAUUAAUGGAAAUUGCUACAACUGCAUCAUUCUGAUAUAUCCCAAGAGCUACCCCAAUUGGUACCGACGAUGUCAUCAUCGACGGCAUAGGUGGUGAUGGUAUUGCAACGUUACAGCAGAUGAAUAUAUUGGCCAACAGCGC